Messenger RNA from Folsomia candida, 2426 nucleotides. Its product is annotated as ankyrin-3. Bases 330 to 2351 code for a protein of 673 amino acids. The transcript is spliced from 15 exons. The record is from RefSeq and is a predicted model, not a curated record. Gene Ontology annotation, biological process: intracellular signal transduction. Gene Ontology annotation, molecular function: protein binding. Lineage: Eukaryota; Metazoa; Arthropoda; Collembola; Entomobryomorpha; Isotomidae.
UAAAAAAAACCACACCCAGGAAAAAAAUUCUGCUAAAAUUCUUUAAAAAAAACCCCUAAACAUCAACUAAAUAAAUCCACGAGAAAUAAACAACAUGCGCGUGGUGCAGUGGCUUUGCUAAAUUUUUUCACAUCCUCCACUCCACACUCACUCACUCUCACUCUCCACGGCUGAUCUUGAUCCGUACACCAAAACACACCCAUUGAAAAUAAUACACAAACGCACACGAGAAUCUCGAUAAGCACUCGGUCUCUAGAGUAGUUUAGUCGAAAGAAAAAUGUGUCGAACCUAGAGGAAAAUCCUACACCAAAAGAAGAGAAAAGAGAGAGAUGGGCAACUCCCUGGGGAACUUGUCCUCGUCGUCGUCGAAUCAGCGGAUAAGCGACGUGACCCGCGAGAAAGUGAUGGAGUUGUUCUACGUCCUCCGAGCUAACCCAAAAGUCUCGAUAAACAAGAUCGACGGCCUCCUCUGCAUCAUUCCCAAGAACGAAAACAUCCUCUGCGUGACGGACUCCUCUGGCUACAACAUCCUCCAAAAAACGGUCAGCCUCAACCACAUUGAGAUCGUCCGCUGGAUUUUAUCCCGCUCCAACGUGGACGUUAAUCGAGGGUCCUGCUCACUCCCACUGCACAUUGCUUGCUACAAAGGGUAUAAGGAGUUGGUGGAGAUGAUGGUGCAUAAAUAUAGGGCGAGGGUCGACCUAGAAUUCCGGAUGUGCUGGCCAGGUCCACACCACAUAAACUGCGAGCAACGGAGUCACAACUGCAUCACCCUGGACCACCACCUCCCCCGCCUCGACCGCUCCAGUGACAAGUUGCAGAAUGCGAUUUACUACGCGAUCGACGGGGAUCAUCCAAUAAUUUUAGACAUGUUGCUGCAGAAGGGGGACGAGACCUGGUUGCCCUGGUACGAGGCGAAUUUUAGGCACCAGAAGAGGCCCCUCCUUCACGUGGCCUGCGAGCGAGGCGCCUGGGCCUGUGUUCAAUUCCUGAUAAACGAGCGGGGGGAUGAGAUCAACCAACUCUUCGAUGAAUACUUCCCCAUCCAUCACGCUGUCCUACACGAUGUCAAAUUCUCCAUGAGUCUCCUCGCCGCGGGGGCCCUGGCCACGGUCCGCACCGCCACGGAGAACAUGUCCGCCCUGCACGUGUUAUUCUACCGCAAACGGGGCUCCGCAGAGGACGCCUUGAUAACGACGAAAUUAUUACUCGAUCACGGGAUGAGGGAAAUGAUCAAUGAGCCGGACUCCUUAGGGAACACGGUGUUGCACACGAUCAUUGUGAGAUAUGCGCUGGAGGAGUCCAGGUUUUCGCUGUAUCAGGAGUACACUCCGUGGACCAAGUGGGACGUCCUCCACCUGGUCCGCUACCUCCUCCAGCAAGGGGCCCGACCCUCCAUAAACCAAGCGGGGAACUCGGCCCUCGCCUGUGUCCUGAGGCAUGUGAGGGAUUGGGAGUUUAGAUACGAGUUGUUGUCCAUGCUGUUGCAGGAGGGCGGCGACCCGAACGUCGUGGGCCGAGACGGCUCCGUUCCCUUGAUGGUCUGCCUCGUCCCUCUGAUCAACAAGGACCUCCUUCACAACUUUACUCACAACAUGAAGGUCUUCUACCUGAACUGCAUCCGCAUUUUGCUGAAACACGGCGCCCAAGUGAACUGCUCCUCCCGCACCCACCUCACCCCUCUCCACGUCCUCAUGUUCGCUGCGAGCGAGUACAUGGGGCUCAUGCAGUCGGAGGAGAAGAGGGCCAGUUUCGAAUUCAUCCGCCAACUAUUAGAAUUACUACUCUCAUGGGGCCUGAACCCGAACAUCGCCCUGGGCGGGUCUCGAACCCAGCAUAUUUUGUUGUCCUUGUUGGAGUUGGUCAACCUCGUGAGGAACCCGAGUGAUUUGGACUAUGUUUUCGAUUUGACUCUCACGCUUAUUCAGCACGGGGCCAACGUGGACAUUGACAUUUCGAUGCCGGACAUGAUCUGCCACAGUCAGUCCAGUUUUUUCCUCAAGAAGUCCAGCAAUAAGGUGCUGUACUACUACAUCCAGUGGUUGUGCAAAAAGGAGCACCUCCUCCUCGACCCGGAAAAGAGAUUCGCUAAAAUCAUCAAGCUCUACGCCAUGUGCAUGAAUCACAGAGCGCUGUACACCACCCUGAAACUGCUCCACACCCAGUCGGCCAUCGUUCCUGUGCGAACCUCCCUCUGCUCCACGCUAAAAGAGCUCUACACCAAACCCAGGAGUCUCAUGUCCCAAUGCCGCCUGGUGAUCUACCGCUCCCUCCAACGCUCCCCAGGAAAGUACAUCUCAAAACUGACCCUCCCCCCGCCGCUGGUCAAGUAUUUAAUGGGCUUCGAAUAAUCUCACGCCCACGCCGCUCCACGUCAAUUUUUAUAUGUGUGUAAUUUCUGUGAUAAUAAAGAUAUUUAAUCCUGA